Messenger RNA from Cynocephalus volans (Philippine flying lemur), 2235 nucleotides. Its product is annotated as apolipoprotein L2-like. The record is from RefSeq and is a predicted model, not a curated record. Gene Ontology annotation, molecular function: lipid binding. The transcript has 4 exons. Bases 165 to 1196 code for a protein of 343 amino acids. NCBI's taxonomy places the organism in Eukaryota, Metazoa, Chordata, Mammalia, Dermoptera, Cynocephalidae. Gene Ontology annotation, cellular component: extracellular region; membrane. Gene Ontology annotation, biological process: lipid transport; lipoprotein metabolic process.
CACACAGAUACACAGCUGGCGACUGGAUCCACACAGCUAAGAACAGCUGGAUCUUGUUCACACUCAGCCAGAGGAAGAUUUCUUGGGUGAAGCAAAACCUCCCAGCCUGGACGCAGACCGGCGAGCUGUAAGGAAAACCUCUCAGAGAUACUGUUGCUGGUGCCAUGAUGCCAAAAGACAACGGCAACAGCCCAGACAGCAAAAGCUUCAUUGAGCAAGUCGUUAAGUAUUUCAUGGACUUUGUGAGCAGAGAGGAUCUGAAACUCCUGCUGACUGAAGGUGGAGCCUGGGAGAAACUGUUGGCAGAGGUUGGUUUGUCCGGGGAUGAGGCAAAUGAGCUCUGUGAAGCUCUGAAAAAGCUUAUGACAGUCUUGGCCACGGAGGACAAAGACAUGCUCCAGAAAGAACAGCAGGAUAGAAAGAGGUUUUUGAACGAGUUUCCUCGGACAAAAACGGAGCUUGAGGAGCUCAUAGGAAAGCUCCACGCCCUCGCGGACAAGGUUGACAAGGUACACAGGGACUGCACCAUCUCCAACGUGGUGGCCACCUCCACCGGCGUUGUCUCUGGCAUCCUGACCAUCUUUGGCCUGUCUCUGGCACCGGUGACAGCAGGGGCCAGUCUGGUGCUCUCGGCAACUGGGAUGGGGCUGGGAACAGCAGCUGCUGUGACUGGUGUUACCAGCCGCUUAGUGGAUUACUCAAGCAGUUCGUGGGCAAAAGGCGAAGCUGACCGCCUAGUGUCAGCCGGCAUCAGCAGGCAGGAGCUGGUUAGGAAGGUUGUGCCUCACGCUGUAUCCGAAAUUACUUCCCUAACCAGGAAGUACUACCCAGUCAUCCAACGCAUUGUGAAACACAUCAACGCCAUCAAGGAAGCCAAAGCCAACCCUUGCUUAGUAGCCGAGGCCAAGAGCUUCAUGACCGCCAGGACAGUCUCAGUCCAAAGCAGCAAGCAGGUGCCGGAAGCAUUCAGAGGCACUGCUCUGGCGAUGACCAAAGGAGCCCGCAUCAUGGGUGCGGCCACUGCAGGUGUUCUCCUUCUGGCAGACGUGAUCAGCCUUGUCAAAGAGUCAAAGCACUUGCACGAGGGGGCAAAGGCACAGUCGGGGAAAGAGCUGAGGCAGCGGGCUCAGGAGCUGGAGAAAAAGUUAGAGGAGCUCACCCAGAUCCACGAGGGUCUGCAGCUCCUGCCAAACUAAGUGACCCUCCACAGUGGCUCAGAGAUCAGGGCAGAUGUGCUGGACAAAGACAUGGGCAAAACAGAGGCAUUUGAUUAGAGGGGAAAAAAGGGUGAGAUAAAGUUUAUGGAACUGGGCAUUAAGGAGUUUGGCAUUUCUGUAGCUGAGCACAGUGUAUUAGUUUCUGUUGCUUAUAACAAAAUACACGGAACUGGUGAUUUAUAAGAAAACAAAAUUUAUUGCAUACAGUUUCAGAGGCUGGGAAGUCCAAAGUCCAGGGAACACAUCUGGUGAGGAUCUUGGUGGUGACAGUGACAACAGAGUAUAACAUUGCAAAAAUGGUGGAGCAUAGAGAGAGAGAGACUCUCUUUUCUUUUAAAGCCCUCAGAACCACGCCCCUGACCACCAUUUUUAAUCCAUUCACUACUGCCUGGUCCUACAAUCCAAUCACCUCUUCAAGGCCCCACCUCUAAAUUACCAUAAUAGGAUUUCUCACCCUCUUAACCGUCAUGGGGGGGGGCUGAGUUUCUAAUACAUAAAACGUGGGGGACACAAUUCAAGCUUCAGUUAAUUUCAGGGGGACAUAAUUCAAUUCACUACACACAGCAAGGGAGGUGUUAAUGCAGGUGGUAAGUGGGUCAGGGAGAAGGCAAGAAUGCUGGCCCCUCGGGUAAGGGAGGAGAGGGGACCUGGGAGUGUAGGAAAUGGGAAGAAACAGUUUAUUUGGACUAAGGAAUACAUUGGGGGGCACGAAUAGCAAGAGAAGGGUGCAGAAAAAGGCAAUAAGAAGGCCAGGAAAAUGAGGGCAGAAAAUGGGAGAAAGCCAAAGAGUCAGCACUAUUGGAAUAAAGGAGAAGAAAUGGGCUCCAGAACCGACCCUCCCCAUGGCUUGACAUCCCAGCAAGAAUGAAUUCUUUCCCUGGUGGUCUCUGGCCUUAUCUUUUCAUUAUCAACUCACCUUUGUCUUACAGUGGGUUUGUGUCAAUUGGGCAGUACUUCUCGAUGAUGGUGGUGGUGACAGCAGAGUAAGUGGAGCACUUGGCAAGUGACUGUUCCUGUU